Molecule: messenger RNA, 903 nt
Organism: Formica exsecta
Lineage: Eukaryota; Metazoa; Arthropoda; Insecta; Hymenoptera; Formicidae
Product: putative defense protein 3
Exons: 4
Coding region: 164-652 (162 amino acids)
Molecular function (GO): oxidoreductase activity, acting on metal ions
Source: RefSeq, a predicted model, not a curated record
AGUACAGUUUUGCAAUUCUAUGGUGGGAUUUUACCAACAUUUGACGCGUACCGGCAAGUGAUCGUGCACUGUAGUUUCUUACAUGCGUUUCUAUCACGAGCAUAUCUUCUCUUUAUCUUUGUAGGAUUUUCAUAUAAUAGCAACCUUUCUCUCAACAAGAAAGAUGCAUCCCGCCAGAUAUAUUACCAUCUUAUUUGUGUUGGUCGUUUUUUCUUCAAUUUCCGUUUUCGGGUUUCCGGACGGAGCGCCCGUAGACACUUGCGUAAAACCACGACCUAAUCAACCUUAUCAUGGCCAAGCGCGAUCGCAGCCUUUAAAUACGAGCCCUUAUAAAAUAUUUGCCUCAUCAUUGCAGUACGAACCAGGUUCCCAAAUCACAGUUUCCAUAGGAGGAGCAUCAUUCCAGGGAUUUUUCCUACAGGCACGUGAUUCUAAUACAAACAAAUGGAUUGGAACAUGGGCACAAACACCGAACACAAAGACGCAUUCUGAAUGCAGCGCUGUGACGCACGCGGAUCCACGCCAAAAAGAACAGGCCACUUUUAUCUGGAAUGCACCGCCGAAUGCGCGUGGUAGUGUUUACUUCACUGGAACUAUAUUGAAGGACUAUGCAACAUUCUGGUCUGAUCUUGUAUCAGAGGUAACGCAAUAAUAAUUCGUGAGCGUACUACUUAUCAGCAUUCUUAGACGUCGACAAAGUGCAUUCGCCAGAAGGAUAGAUUUUCAUCUUUAUAUACAUACUUUAAAAUUAUUUGUUAUGUAUCUUUAUAUACCUUCGAUAUGGUCAAUGUAUAUUUUAUAUGAAUCUUAUAUUUUUUAUACUAUGUAUAAAUGCAAAAGUGUAUAACAUACUGAGCAUCUCAAAUAGUAAACUUAUCGCCAAAAUAAAUGUCAUUUUUAUUG